Danio aesculapii is the source of this 5297-nucleotide messenger RNA. RefSeq names its product TBC1 (tre-2/USP6, BUB2, cdc16) domain family, member 1 (gene tbc1d1). The transcript has 25 exons. Lineage: Eukaryota; Metazoa; Chordata; Actinopteri; Cypriniformes; Danionidae. The record is from RefSeq and is a predicted model, not a curated record. Bases 237 to 4073 code for a protein of 1278 amino acids.
CAGUUCCGCGGGCACGCGCUGCUUUCACAGCUCCGUGUCCGCUGUCGUGUUUUCUGAACGCAAAAGAGGACUGAUAAAGCGAUUUAUCGACUACUUUGGACAAACGUCUUUCUGCAAAUCAGUUUCCAAUGGGAUAUUACAGUCAGUAUUGUCAAAAAGUAACGGGAUCGUUAUUCAAGCACUUCCUCGACUAGGCGGUGCAGUGUGUGUAAGUUCCUCAUUUUUAUGUUCGGAGCAUGGAGGGUAUUUGUUUCGAGGUGAAACCCAGAGAUGACCCAAUCACAGCUCAUCCUCUCUGUGACCUUACACAAACACUUCCUGGAUCAGAGGAGAUGAGGAAGAAAGAGGAUGGGGAAGAGGUGAUUCAGUACAGACUGACUCUGGUUGGAUCUUUGGCCAUCCAUCCACAGACCACCAUGGCCAUGCUCCCCUGGGUGGUGGCUGAGAUACGGAGGCCCCGGGUUGGGGAGAAGAACAGAAACCUUGAGUUUAAUGGCAGUUACUCUCCAGAGGUUCGAGAUCAGUCAGUGGUUCUUCAGAUUUCAGCCAGUUCGGUGUGCUGCGUUCUGGACACGGCAGGCCCGGGGAAGCCAUGGAACCCGCUGCAACAUAUGGUUCUGUUUGAUCACAGGCCUCAUCGUGUCACCAAACUCAUUCACAACAGCCAAGAGCCCAGCUAUUUUGGCUGUCUGCUCAGAGAGGAAAAGAAAGCAGCCUGCUAUGUAUUCCGCUGCCAGGACCAGCUGAAGGUUCCAGAGAUCAUCAGCACUCUCAGACAGGCUGGCAAAAGCUCUGCCCGGCAAGAAGACACUCCAUCACUGCCUAGCAACGGCCAACCAGAUGCCUCCAGCUCAACGGCAACAGCAGCUGAUGCAGCCACAGCCUUCGCUAAAAAGUUUGAGGUGUUGUUCUGUGGGCGAGUGGUGGUGGCCCAUAAGAAAGCACCUCCUGCACUAAUAGAUGAGUGUAUUGAGAAGUUUGGACGUGUCAGUGUUACAGGCUCACUUGCAGCGGGCAUCAGGCGGGCAUUCUCGCUCAAUCAGGUGGUUAAUGGAACAAAUGAGUGUGAUGGAGGAGGAAAGCGACCUCUGUUUUUUAAAGAGAUCAGAGUUUUCCGUUUCUUGCAGGCAUUGGAUGAGAACGGCCUCUCACCGGAGCUCCAGCGACGGGCAGCAGACGGAGCCACUGGUGUUCAACCUACCAGCCUACAGGAGAACAGAACCAUGCUGUUUAUCAUCGGGCGAUCUCAGAUCUUUCUCGUGAGUCCUGACACUAAGAAAGUGGCCAUAGAGAAGAGCUUCAGAGAGAUUUCCUUCUGUUCUCAGGGAAUUCGUCACGUGGACCACUUCGGCUUCAUAUGCAGGGAGUCGGUAGAAUGCGGAGGCUGCCAGUUUGUUUGCUAUGUUUUCCAGUGUGCAAACGAGGCUCUGGUGGAUGAGAUCAUGCUGACUUUGAAGCAGGCGUUCUCGGUGGCCGCUCUCCAGCAGAACAGCAGGACCCAAAGUCAGCAGUGUGACGGCUGUCCCCUGCAGCAGCUGCACAAACUCUGUGACAGAAUAGAGGGUCUUCAUCCAUCCAAAGCUAAGCUGGAACUGCAGAAGCAUUUGGCUGGUCUGGAUAAUCAGGAGCAGGCAGCUGUGUUUGAGAGCACCAUGAAAGCCAGGCCUAAAUCGGAUCAGGAGGAAAAUGAGUUGAUUGUCUCAUGUCUAAGACGGAUGUACGAGGACAGACAAAAGACACACACACACAACGGGCAAACAAAAAAGGAUGUUGUUGUGAACGCUGAAAGCAGUGCGAGUUCUAGUCGUGUGCGUCUGGAGGAGUUCAAGACUAGAGCAAAACGAUCCCUCACUGAAUCACUGGAGGGGAUCUGGAAGGGUGGCAAUAAGUCUAAAUCUCAGAGGGAAAACAGUGAAGGAGAGAGCAACUCCUCCAGUUCCACCACACUGAGCAGCACACAUCAGGAAACAUCAUUGCAGGAGCCACUCUGCUCUCUGCUUCCCUCCAGUCCGCUGCGCUCCCACAAUUCCACAGGGGAUCUGAAGCAUCUUGAAGGCUCUGACAGGGGUCAGGAGGGUCCUGAGAGUCCGCCUCAGGGUUUCAGGAGACGCGCAAGCACUAUCAGUCACUCUCCCAUGCUGUCGUCCUCUGAGCCGAGCCUCCCUCCUCUACAGCCCACUGCUGCCAACAAACCCAAACUGGUCCGACACUACUCCGUCAGCACAGACUCCCCACACCAGAGCAAUCCUUCCUCCUCUCCGGCUUCUUCCUCUCCUGUGUGUCAGCGGCCGCUGAGGCCUCGUUCUUUCGCUCUUGAUCAUUCCACACGGCCUCUCAAGCGCAGUCCAUCAGGGCUGAGUGGCUUUAGAGCGAGAUUACACUCGUCCUCCUCUGUUCCAAAUUUCCUCAAAUUUCUGGCCCCUGUAGUGGAGAGUGAUGAUACCUGUGACUCUCAGAGGAAGAGUGAUGUUGCGGCCCUUUCCAGUCCUGGAGCAGUGUGUGUUGUUGGUGAUGACAGUCCAUUGCGCAACAGGAGACACUCAUGGAGACAACAGAUCUUCUUAAGAGUCGCCACACCACAGAAGGGCACAGAUGCCAAAGAAUCCACGUUAGAGGUUGGCAGCAGAAUGGCGCUAGGAGGUGGAGUUGGAGGCGGAGACAAAACUCUUGGGGCGGUGCCAGAGGAGAGGAGAAAGAGGAGCGGGGCGGAGCUUAGGGAGUUAUGGAGGAAAGCCAUUCUUCAACAGAUACUCCUGCUGCGGAUGGAGAAAGAGAAUCAGAAACUACAAGCGUCAGAGAGCGAUCUGCAGUGCAAACGCCUGAAGCUGGAUUAUGAAGAGAUCACUCCAUGCCUGAAAGAUGUCACUCUGGUCUGGGAGAGGAUGCUCGGCACUGCUGGCAGAGCGAAGGUCAGAUUUGACAUAGAUGAGAUCCACGGUGCUGUGGGACAAGGCGUUCCUCGUCAGCAUCGAGGAGAGAUCUGGAAGUUUCUUUCAGAGCAGUAUUUGCUGAGGCAGGAGGUGCCCAGCGCCAAACCGCCAAACAAUGACACUCCUUACAAGGAGCUUCUGAAGCAGCUCACAUCCCAGCAGCAUGCCAUCCUCAUUGACUUGGGACGUACAUUUCCCACUCACCCGUAUUUCAGCGCUCAGCUUGGUGCAGGCCAGCUGUCCCUCUAUAACCUACUGAAGGCAUAUUCUCUGCUGGACCCGGAGGUGGGAUACUGCCAGGGCCUGAGUUUUGUGGCUGGUGUUUUGCUGCUCCACAUGAGCGAGGAGGACGCAUUUCACAUGCUCAAAUUCCUCAUGUAUGACAUGGGGCUCAGGAAACAGUACAGGCCUGACAUGAUCAUACUGCAGAUUCAGAUGUAUCAGCUGUCUCGUCUGUUGCACGACUAUCACAGGGAGCUCUACUCUCAUCUGGAGCUUUAUGAGAUCGGCCCCAGUCUCUACGCUGCUCCAUGGUUCCUUACCGCCUUUGCCUCGCACUUCCCACUCGGAUUUGUGGCAAGAGUAUUCGACAUGCUGUUUCUUCAGGGGUCAGAGGUCAUCUUCAAAGUGGCCUUAAGUCUUCUCGGGAGCCACAAACCUCUGAUUCUCCAACAUGACAAUCUGGAGGCGAUCGUCGAGUUCAUCAAAACGACCUUACCCAACCUCGGCCUCGUGCAAAUGGAGAAAACUAUCAAUCAGGUGUCAGAGAUGGAUAUCAGUAAGCAGCUGCAGGCCUAUGAAGUGGAAUAUCAUGUUCUUCAGGACGAGCUUUUGGAUGGGCCCUCCACACUCAGCCAGUCCCAGCGAGCGGCCCAGCUGGAGAAGACCAAUGGAAGUCUCCGACAGCAAAACUUAGACCUCCUAGAGGAGCUACAGGUUGCCCAUGCCAAAAUCAGAUGUUUAGAGACUCGUGUGGACGGCCUUGUGAACCGAGAGGCUGAGCUGCAAUCACAAGUAAAGACUCUCCAACAGGAACGAACAGAUCUCCAGCAGACCGUAUGCAAACUCAGAGACCUUCUCAGCAGUCUGGGCAUAAGCAACCCCUGCCCAGACCACCAAAUCCUCACAAACAACAACCAAUAAAAAGUGUACCAGUGAGGAUACAGACUCUAGACUUCAUGAAACACUCCUAGAUCUGCCGUCAAACAUCCCUCGGCUCCGACAUCCUCUAAAAAAGCCAUUUAAGGUGAGGUGCACUGGGUCGGGUUUUUGUAUUUUUACAGUCUCUCACAAGAACUGAUCAAAACAACCUUAAAGAUCAAAACAUUAAACAGCUCAAAUGAACAGUCUCCUUUUCUUAGUUCUUAUAGCUUGACUGACGUUUGCUUUUUGAACAGAGGUUCGCUGUUUUAAUAGACACUCCUUUUAACACUCCCUGCUGUUAUUUUGGUGGCUUUAACGUGGAAAUGAGGUGUUUUUUGACUUCCCCGGUAGGCACUGAACAGCUGUCCGAAAGGCUGCAGAUGAAUGUUUGCACCCUGUUUUGUGUGGAUGUGUGUUUUUCUGUCUGUCUGUCUGUGUGUGUGUGUGUGUGUGUGUGUAUGUAUGUUUGUGGAAAUCAACCAUUGUAUUCCAGUGCAAUAUAAACCAAAAAGGCCCCUUCAGUACACUGUAAACAUGCGCAAUCUUCUGUGGAAUCCAAAGAGGAGCUCCAUUUCCAUAAACAGAAAUAUCUGUUUCAUAAAUGUUUUCGUUGGAAGCUCAGACCUGAAUGCUGCUGAUUUACUCAAAUAUCACUGACGCGUUUCCUUAAAUAAUAUUAAAAAACAUUCAGUCCCUUUUGCUUUUACAUACAAAUGCACAGCUUUACAUAUUAGCACUGUGUUAGCAAUGUUAUGCGUGUUUUUUGAGUUUUGAGGUUUCCGGUGAUGGCGUUUUUAGCUAUUCGGAUGCUCUGCUGUGGAAACGAACCAAAAUCAAGAUUUUAUUUUAUGACUUAAGUUCCUUUGCGAAGAAGCGCACGUGUUGGUGCUUAUAAUUGUGUGUUAGUGUGUUUGUCAGAGCACUUAGUCUGUUUUAAAUACAUUCUAGAGUUGUCAACUCUGUCUUUUGAGCGUGAAAUAUUUUGACGGAUGGAAAUACGUCGUAAUAAGAGGGUGUGUGCGUUUGUGAUUGAGGAAAGAAAACAGAUCGUCUUGCAUCAAUUGCGUGACAAUAUGUCCUUACCCUUUGACCCCUUGUGCUUUUCUGGAGGAUUCCACUGUCUCGCGGUUUUGACAGGGACACUGGUAAAAAGCGCUCUAUUUUUAUUGUUUUCUCUUGAGAGUAUUGUUCUUAUUCUAUACAUUAAACAUACAUUUUAAAUUG